UGCUUCAUGUCAAAAGUCAAGUGAGAAGCCACUUAGAUCAGCUGAGAAGAAAGAAUACAAUGAGAAGAAUGGCUGUGUGAAAUUACUGCAGUUUUUAAACCCUGAUCCUUUGAGAGCUGAUGGAAUCUCUGAUGCACAGCAGUUGCAGAAGCUGAAAUCGGGGUCUCGGCAGCCCAUGGCAGUUUUGCGAAACAAGAUUGAGCCCUGCUUGUCUGUCGAGACAGCACCACUCUCAACAGACCUGAAAAAGGCUCUUCAAAGAAAUAAGUUUCCAGGCCCCAGCCACACUGAAUCUUACUCUUGGCCUCCCAUAGCCCGUGGCUGCGACGUGGUGGUCAUUUCUCACUGUGGAAAUGACCCUUUGUUGUACCUUCCACCAAUGCUUACGAUUCUGCAAACAGGGGGCUGCUACAAGUCAUUGCCAAGUAGAAACGGACCUCUGGCAGUCAUCGUGUGCCCUGGUUGGAAAAAGGCCCAAUUUAUUUUUGAAUUAUUGGGAGACUAUAUUGCAUCCUGCAGACCUCUUCAUCCUGUGUUGUUAACAAUCGGACUCCGCAAAGAUGAAGCCAAAAAUAUGAAGCUUCCGAGGGGGUGCAAUGUGGUUGUUACAACACCACAUAGUCUCCUGAGACUUCUCCAGUAUCAAAGCUUGUUGUUUCUUAGACUCUGUCACCUACUUUUGGAUGAAGUGGAAGUGUUACUCUCUGAAGCUAAUGAGCAAAUGUUUGCUAUAUUAGAUAACUUUAAAAAAAACAUGGAAGUUGAAGAAAGGGAAUCUGCCCCACAUCAGAUUGUUGCAGUUGGAGUUCAUUGGAACAGACAUAUAGAGCAUUUAAUCAAAGAGUUCAUGAACGACCCCUACAUUGUGAUCACGGCCAUGGAAGAGGCUGCCCUCUAUGGCUGCGUCCAGCAGGUAGUACAUCUUUGCUUGGAAUGUGAAAAAACUUCUACUUUACUCCAGACUCUUGAUUUCAUCCCAAGUCAGGCACAGAAGACCUUGAUCUUCACCUGUUCUGCAGCUGAGACAGAAACCGUGUGUAAGGUGGUAGAAAGCAAUUCCAUAUUUUGCUUGAAAAUGCAUAAAGAAAUGAUUUUUAAUUUAAAAAGUGUUUCACAACAGUGGAAAAAGAAGUUAAGUUCUGGUUCUCACAUUGUAUUAGCCCUAACAGACGACUGCAUCCCACUCUUGGCCAUCACCGAUGCCACGUGUGUUAUUCACUUCAGCUUUCCUUCCUCACCAAGUUUCGGUGGACGCCUGCAUUGCAUGUCUGAUCAUUUUCAGAGCUUAACUGAACAGGGUUCUGCAGAACAGGGAGAUAAAAAGACCAAAUCUGUCUUGCUGCUAUCGGAGAGAAAUGCCUGCCACGCAGUUGGUGUCCUGCGCUACUUGGAGCGAGCAGAUGCCAAGAUCCCUUCAGAGCUGUACGAGUUUACUGCAGGGGUUCUGGAAGCCAAAGAAGAUAGAAAAGCCAGAAGGCCUCUUUGUCCAUAUCUUAAGGCUUUUGGUUUUUGCAAGUAAGCCAGUCAUCUUUUUUUUGAAAUACAAUAUGCAGUAAAUUGCACAGAUGUUAAAUGUAUAGCUUGAGGGUGGUUAUAUAAGUAAUGCAACCCAUGGGAACCACACCCAGCUCUGAAGGACCC
Messenger RNA from Capra hircus (goat), 1641 nucleotides. Its product is annotated as putative ATP-dependent RNA helicase TDRD12. Gene Ontology annotation, molecular function: ATP binding; nucleic acid binding. Lineage: Eukaryota; Metazoa; Chordata; Mammalia; Artiodactyla; Bovidae. The record is from RefSeq and is a predicted model, not a curated record. Gene Ontology annotation, biological process: germ-line stem cell division; transposable element silencing.